AUGCCCGACUUCAUGUCGAUCAAGUCGAUCGUCUCGAAGCUCAAGGCGGAACCUGCACCCAACUCGCGCUUCGGGCCUGGCAUCGGCCAUGCCGGCGGCAACGCCGUCGUCGUCGAGGGCGACGACCGCACCUUCCGCGUCAACCUCGGCCUGCGCGGCGCUCAGGUCUUUUUCGCCCUGGUCGCCAUGCUCAUCGCCGUCUACAUGGCCAUCUUCCAGAGCAAGUGGGUCGGCAGCCCGUCGGGCCUCACCGGACUCCUCCUCUUUGUCACGGCCGCCAGUCUCGUCGCCUCGCUCAUCUUUCUCGUCGUGCCCUUCAUCUACGAGCGUUCCGGGUUCAAGAAUCUAAAGGCGACCUACCGCGCGCUGCAGGAGGCCAGGGUGGGCAUCGUCACCAACGCCACCUUUACCGGCCUCAACCUCAUCCUCGCCCUCACCCAGACCAUCUCGGCCUACACCUCGGCCGGCUGCAAGGACGCCACAAAGGACCCGCACGCCCAGGGCGACAAGAAGGACGACUUCAUCAAGGAGAUCCCCGGCUGGUGCCGCACCAAGCGCGCCGAGGCCGCCUUUUGCUGGUUCCUCUGGAUCGCCUGGACGUUUAGCCUGCUCAUCUUCCUGCGCCAGUGGCGCAUCGAGCGCAAGCAGGGUCCCCGCAUCCCGCCCUUUACCCACCCGACCGACGACUCGGCGUUUGAGCCCAUCAACGACAUGGACGAGGACGACGAGUACACCGGCUACCCACAGCACGCUGCCGGCGCGCCGCCGCUCUCGUCCUACGACCGGAGGGGCAGCAACCCGCUGGCCAACAUCGAAGCCAAGUACGGCAUGAACUCGGCCGCUGCUGGCGCCGGCAGGACCUCUGCCGCCCCGCCGUACGCAGGAGGGUACAGCACGGGCGCUCCAGACCCGUUUGCCGACGGGUAUGCGGCGAGCCGGCCGUCGUACGACUACAACCAGUUUGCAGACCAGCAUCCGAGCGCGUACGGCGUCGUCGACCCCUACAGCGCCAUCCAGCAGCAGCUCCAGUCCUCGAGCCACGGUCACCCGCCACCCCCUAUGCCCGAUCUGGGUUUCCCGGGUGGAUACCGGUAG
This is a messenger RNA of Pseudozyma flocculosa PF-1, 1095 nucleotides long. RefSeq lists its product as uncharacterized. The record is from RefSeq and is a predicted model, not a curated record. Bases 1 to 1095 code for a protein of 364 amino acids. The transcript has a single exon. Lineage: Eukaryota; Fungi; Basidiomycota; Ustilaginomycetes; Ustilaginales; Ustilaginaceae.